Messenger RNA from Gambusia affinis (western mosquitofish), 2104 nucleotides. It is a transcript of the gene tinf2, whose product is annotated as TERF1 (TRF1)-interacting nuclear factor 2. Gene Ontology annotation, cellular component: shelterin complex. The transcript has 10 exons. Bases 373 to 2001 code for a protein of 542 amino acids. Gene Ontology annotation, molecular function: telomeric repeat DNA binding. Gene Ontology annotation, biological process: regulation of telomere maintenance via telomere lengthening; telomere capping. The record is from RefSeq and is a predicted model, not a curated record. NCBI's taxonomy places the organism in Eukaryota, Metazoa, Chordata, Actinopteri, Cyprinodontiformes, Poeciliidae.
GCCCAUGUUUCGCAUAGAGACCCAGGAAGCACCGCCCGGUCGGCACAUUCGAUGAGGUUAUUCAAACUGAUACUGACAACUACGUGAAGGCGGGAGGCAGACAAGCGGAACUUUUGACAGAAACUUGUUCAGUUUGGCUCGUAACUGAUUAACAACAAAUAGCGCGGUUGUUGUUUCAUGAUAGGUACUUUAAAUCCACAUGAGACGGCUAAAGUUAGCUCAGUUGUGUUUGCUGACUGAUUUCGCUAACCUUCGUUAUAAGCUCUGCGUCAGUUUUCUGCAGUAAUUUGACACUGCUAAGCUAACUUUUAUUAACGUCAGAUAUCUAUAUAAAUAUAUAUAUAUAUAUAUUAGCUAAACAGAUUCUCUGGAAUGGCUACAAGAAAGCCGAAAGAAAAUGAUGCCAGCCUUCCCUUUGCUGCUCUCCAGCUGUUGGCCCCUCCCGUCCGCCUGGUGUCGGCGGCGCUCUGGAAGGUGCUGAAGCAGAGGGAUGUGAUGCAGUACGGCGUUGUGGAGGAGUUUGUGUCUUCGGCCUGCGAGACCGUUCCUGGCCUGCUUACCCUGCGACACCAGGGCAAGCUGGUGCUGGGCCUGAGAGCACGGUUAAUAUUAGAGUUGUGUCUCAGACAGCCAGACGUUGACGUGAUUGCACCACAUCUGGAGAGGAUUCGUGUUCCUGCUCCUCUUUCAUCUGGAUCAGCUGUGAAGAAGGAUGUGAAAAUUCAGAAAACGGUGGAAAGUUUCCAUUUUUUUGUUCAAACGCUGCUAACAAAUGAAGCAGAGAGAGAACACUUCUUUAAAGAACAGUUUCCCACUGAUUAUGGCCCAAAGUUUGACCAGGAGCUGGAGAAGCUGUUGUGGGAAUUUCUGAUUCGACUAGACCAGUUGCUCCCGGUUCCCAACCUAGCCCAGACGGUGUCAUGGCUGUGUGACGCCCCUCCUGUCCUGGAGGAGUGUGCACAAGCAGCAACUCAGCCACAGCUUCUCAAGAUCUUACUUCAACAUCAGGCUUGUCUGGGUCACCUGGAGUCGGCAGCGUCUCUACCUCCAAACAUGGGCGACUCCAUCCUGGCUUCUCUCUCUCUGCCUCCAUCUGGAAAAAUCCCAUCGGAUCAGUCGGCCGCCGAGCGGACAAACUGCUCAAGGCUGGGAGCGACCACGCCGUUGGUCCCACCCGUAAUCGGACUCGUUUCUAUCGGCGACGUUCCAGCCAGUGAAAAAGCCUCGCAAGGUGGCGAGAAAUCCAAUUCGAAAGACGCAAAAGGUGAUCAACGGGAUCCAACCGCGAAAUUCACCUCAGUCAAACAGAAACCCCGACCUGCUGGUUCCUUAAAUGAAAGCAGAGGAAGGAAACGCAAGCAUCCAGACUCAGCUGAAAGUGACCCUGAGGAGGAAGUCAUAUCUGGAGAAAAAAGCAUCAACGGGAACCAGAAAAGCAAAGAAACAUCGCAAACUUUACAAAACAACGGCUACAAUAGAGAACUCCUAAAUAGACAUAUAAGUAAGCUGGGCAUCAAAAAGCUGCACCUGCCUGAAGAUCCGUCCAUUUGCUCUGUGUUUGCUUCCUGCCUGAACAGCAAUCCCAGAGUAGUUAUCAAAAAACUCUCAGUUUCUUCUGCUAGCGUUAGCUUGUCUGGAGGAGGGAAGUCCUUCUACAAGGAGCAGCAGCAGCAGAAGAAGUUCUCAACGUGGAAACAAACAAGUGUCUGUCAAACGCCCGAAAGUCCUGGCCUGGAUGACAAAGAAAAUCAGCCGGUUUUAUCCAGUGGGAGCAGCUCUUCCUCCCAGCAGAGGACUCCUGCAGAAAUCGUUUCUCUGUCAGGAGGCGACUACGUAGCAGAUUCUGAAGAUGAGGCGUCAAAGAACUUCAAAGGGAGGCUGUUCAUGAAGCGUUACUACAAGACCAAACACGGCACAUACGUUCCCACCCUGAGGGAGUUCUGGAAACCCGGGACGACCCGACCAGACCUGCUGUCCGCCGGCAGCAAACGCAGGCGAUAAGAGGGACAUUCAGUGUUUUACAGCCUGGAAACUAAAACAUUACAUAAUGUGAGGAGUUUGACUUUUAUACCAUCUUCUGCUAAAUAAAUUAAACCGUAUGAAA